Molecule: messenger RNA, 216 nt
Organism: Kwoniella botswanensis
Lineage: Eukaryota; Fungi; Basidiomycota; Tremellomycetes; Tremellales; Cryptococcaceae
Exons: 3
Coding region: 1-216 (71 amino acids)
Source: RefSeq, a predicted model, not a curated record
AUGGCUGAAAACGUUGGAAACGCUCAACCCGCUACUGGAACUGGCGGUACCGCCGCAACAGGUCAACAAGACUACUUGGACAAAGGUGUUGAUUACGGACUUAAACAAACCGGUCACGGUCAAUCUGCUAGUACCACUGAGAAGAUCUCUGAUGGUGUUAGAUCAGGAUUCAAGAAGCUCACCGGAAAGGAUGUCCCUAUCCAAGACAAACAAUAG